AUGGCCACAGCUUUUCCAGCUAAGCAGAUCCCUGGGAAAACCUGGCCAUCGCAGUUGCGUCUGCUGAGGUCAGAAGGGGGCACUACUGCCACAGCAGUAGUGGUGACAUGGCAACGAGGAGGAUGGACCAGUAGGGGCAUUGUGCUGUUGGCCCAUAUGGCCCAUGGCACAAUGACACAGCUUCACACCAGAUUUGGCCAAGUGCAUAUUGGAAGAUUGAUUAUAGGCCAAAAUGGCAUUUUAUCUACCCCUGCAGUGUCAUGCAUUAUCAGAAAGAUCAAAGCAGCUGGUGGGAUUAUUUUGACAGCUAGUCACUGUCCUGGAGGACCUGCAGGAGAGUUUGGUGUCAAGUUUAAUGUUGCCAAUGGAGGACCAGCUCCAGAUGCCGUUUCUGAUAAAAUUUACCAAAUCAGCAAAACCCUUGAAGAAUAUGCUAUUUGUCCUGACCUGAGAAUUGAUUUAUCUCGAAUAGGAAGACAAGAAUUUGAUCUGGAAAACAAGUUCAAGCCUUUCCGGGUUGAGAUAAUAGACUCAGUGGAGGUCUACCUCAACCUUCUGCGGACUGUCUUUGACUUUAGUGCCAUUAGAGGCUUACUAACGGGGCCAGGUCAACUCAAGAUCAGAAUUGAUGCCAUGAAUGGAGUGAUGGGUCCCUAUGUCCGGAGAAUCCUGUGUGAUGAAUUAGGAGCUCCUGCUAAUUCUGCAGUUAACUGUGUUCCUCUGGAGGAUUUUGGUGGCCAGUAUCCUGACCCAAACCUUACAUAUGCAACUUCUUUGCUGGAGGCGAUGAAAGGAGGAGAGUAUGGAUUUGGAGCUGCUUUUGAUGCUGAUGGAGACCGCUAUAUGAUCCUAGGUCAAAAUGGAUUUUUUGUGAACCCUUCUGAUUCAUUGGCCAUUAUAGCUGCCAAUCUUCCCUGCAUUCCAUAUUUCCGUCAGAUGGCUGUGCGAGGUUUUGGUAGGAGCAUGCCUACCAGCACUGCUUUGGACAGAGUGGCAAAAUCCAUGAAAGUUCCUGUGUAUGAAACACCAGCAGGCUGGAGGUUCUUCUCAAAUCUGAUGGAUUCUGGUCGAUGUUCACUGUGUGGAGAAGAAAGUUUUGGCACUGGAUCUGACCACAUCCGUGAGAAAGACGGACUUUGGGCUGUACUCAUUUGGCUCUCUAUCAUGGCAGCUCGAAACCAGGGUGUAGAAGAGAUUGUUAGAGAGCACUGGACAAAAUUUGGCCGUCACUACUACUGCAGAUUUGAUUAUGAAGCACUGGAUCCUCGAACAGCAUAUUUCAUAAUGAGAGACCUGGAAGCUUUGAUCACUGAUAAGUCUUUCACUAAUCAACAGUUUGCUGUUGGAAGUCAUGUCUACACUGUGCAAAAAGCAAACAGUUUUGAAUAUGUGGAUCCCGUAGAUGGCACUGUGAGCAAAAGACAGGGUCUAAGGAUAAUUUUCUCUGAUGCAUCUAGACUCAUCUUCAGAUUAAGUGCUUCUAGUCAUGUACGUGCUACCCUCCGAAUCUAUGCAGAAAGCUAUGAAAAGGACCCCAGCAAACAUGACAGAGAACCACAGGCUGUGCUGAGUCCUCUCAUAGCAAUUGCACUGAAAAUAUCUCAGAUUCACGAGAGGACAGGCCGUAAAGGACCUACUGUCAUCACCUGAAUCAAGAGAAGAUCAAAACCCCAGGGCUAAGAUUAACAGGAAAGAGAUAAAGAGGAUGUUACAACAUAUCAGCUGUUUGUGCCUUAUAUAAUUCUAAGAGUUUGAGAGCAAAUGUGGGGGAACACAAAAUUCAGUAUUGCUCAUAUUUGGUUUCAUUCUUCUUUUAAGACAGCAAUGCACUUACAUUCAUAUGGCUUCCGUAUAUUCUUAUACACAAAAUUAACCAAAGAAAAAGCUUUCUGUAUAUCUAUGUUCUAAUAUUAUGUUCUGCCAGCAUGACAGCAAAGAUAUUAGCAUUAUGUGUUUCAGAAGCAAUAGUGGGCUACAUACUCCCCUGUUUGAAUAUUCAGGUGGUGGUAGUAUUUCAGGAUCUCAGUUUUAACUCAAGUGUAAGUGUAUUCAAAAAUCUCAGAAACAAAGGAAAAUUUAUACUAUAUGGUUUCCAAACUUACUUUUUCAUUCUAAGUGGUUGAUGUCAUAAUUUUAACUAAAGUUUAACAAGCUCAGUUAAAGGGCAAGGUUCAGUUCUUGAGAGGUUACCUAUACUACCCAAAAUGCCAUGCAUUUUUCCUUUAGCAUUAAAUGCCAUACAACACACAGUAUCAAAGCAAUACAACUCAUGUACAGAAACUGCCGGUAUGGGUAUUCCAAUCUCUCUUAGUUCUGAUUAAGCCACUUGACCAUCUGUGUGGUUAACUGGUAGUAAAUCCCACAGAGAUCAGUGGAAUUUACUUCUAAAUGCAUGCAGUGUAGCUUUAUGCUGAGAUGCUGUUUAACAGAUCAUGAUUUCUAAAGCAUGUUAGCAACAGCCAUGCCUAAUCACUUAGCCAAAGUUCCACAAAUAAUAAGUGCUCUUUUCUGUACCAGCUGAAGCCUGGCAUCUGCUAUGUUCUUGUAUACUUUAUGUAAGUUAAAGUUUUGAAUCCAAGGGGUAGAGGAAGAAAAUUACCAUGGAACCAACUCUUUGGCAAACAGCUCCCAUUUUCUGCUCUUGUCUGCUGUAUUAUUCACAUAUUCACCAACAACACAAAUACUACACAGGUGGUCUACAUGCUUGCAAAGAAAAAAAAAUGCAAUGUCUCUUUUCCACUUAGCCACUUUCUGAAUUCAAACAUAAUUUGUACAUUUUUAAUUUAAAGGAGCUAUCUAUUCCAUUAUUAUUGAACAAUGCUAGGGGUUACCUUUUAGUAUUGAGCUACUGCAGCUGCUUUGGCAGAGAUCCAUGUCUUUUGUUAAUUUUACUGUCUUUUGGAGGAAAGUUGCCUAGACUAUCCUCCUGCCUUUUAAAAAUAAAUGUGAUGUUAUGAAUUGGAGUCCAAACCUUAACAAACUGUAUCUCAGUAUGAAUUUGUUUCUACUACUUAAAUAUGAAUGACCAUGGCUAGGUCAGACAUUUUAUACAAGAAGUUUUCAGUGGCUCCUUUAAAAAGUUAAUUUCUAAUUUCAAAAGAAUUCAAAUGAACAGAACAGAAAUGCCUCCUCACUGAGUGUUUAUUUAUCACCAGAAGUAGAGAUUAAAAUGGUAUUGUGCUCUGAUUCCUUAAGUGCAUGAUAACUGAAUGUCACCAUUUAGUGGUAUUUUGAAGCACAGUGUUUUGAGUUCAUGGGCUGGUUUUUAAAGGGAUUAUUUACAUAUUUGGAAUUAUAAUGUGGGAGUGAAUCUCUUAAAAUGAGUCCAACAACAGGACUUAACAAAACUAAGAUAACUAGCCCGCACAAAAUGAUAUAACUUUCUUUGGGUUAGUGCCACUUCCAGGUCUAGUGGUGCUAAAAGAACUGUGGGAGGUUACUGAAGACCCUGAACAUUUUCCAGAGUCAUUUACAAUAGAGUAGUAUUCUGGUUCUUUCAAGACAUUGAAGGGGGUGGGGAAAAGUUAGCAGUCUAUGGAAUUAAGAGGCUUCAUUUUGAGUGCAUUAAUUAACAAGUGAAAUGCAUUACACUUAUUUUCAUAUAACACUGGUUAAAGGAAUGUGAACUGUGCUCUAACAGAAAGAAGUGUUGUAGCUCUGAAUGUCUUUUCGGUGGAGAGGGGAGACCAUGCCACAUAAAACAGCAGCUAUGUUGCCUGUGGAAGUAUAAUAAAUUGAAUGAAGUUUUAAAAACAUUUCUCUAAUUCACUUAGCUGUCUGAAAGUCUACCAAAUACAUUAUCAUAGGAUGAGUCAUUAUUGAACAGAUGAAGCAGAGGAGAAAGGAUUGUUCAGUGAAUGCCUGGGCACAGCAAAUGGUGCUUGUAUUUGUGAAGGAAUGACAUGGUUCCAAUGGCAAAGGACACUGAAACAAUGAGAACUCCUUGUGCAUAUGACUCAUUUGAAUGUUUUUCUUCUUUGGGAACAGAGGUGUGGCUGCUUCUCAUUUGUUGAAAGGGCAUUUGUGCAAUCUGAAACGCAUAGCAUAGUCAUGUCCAGUGCAAUGGCCAAAUGUUCAAGUGCAAGCAUUAGUACCCUUGUGCUUUAAGAUACUGAUUUGGUUCCUUUUGAUAUUUGUUGACACUUGCUAUGACAUGUAGUACCAUGCAGUGUUAUAUUUCUGCCUUGCAUGAAAUUGCUGAUGAUAGGAUAUGGUGUAAUAAAACAAGACUUUUAAAAACUUGUGUCUAAGUAAAUGAGGCACUGAACAUUUCCUCACUUCUAAGAGCACAGUGUUUUAUUGCAAUAUCAUUAAACUUCUUUUCUGUAAAUCAAAA
Messenger RNA from Sceloporus undulatus (fence lizard), 4336 nucleotides. RefSeq names its product phosphoglucomutase 5 (gene PGM5). The coding region runs from base 1 to 1650 and encodes 549 amino acids. Gene Ontology annotation, molecular function: phosphoglucomutase activity; magnesium ion binding. Gene Ontology annotation, biological process: carbohydrate metabolic process; myofibril assembly; striated muscle tissue development. The transcript has 11 exons. Lineage: Eukaryota; Metazoa; Chordata; Lepidosauria; Squamata; Phrynosomatidae. Gene Ontology annotation, cellular component: cell-substrate junction; cytosol; adherens junction. The record is from RefSeq and is a predicted model, not a curated record.